AUGCUUUCUGAUAAAAUGUUAUCGAGGGUGAAUAAAAAUGUCCAUGACGAAAUACCAGUAAAAGAUGGCAGCACUAAUCAUUUGGUACAUAACAAAAUUCAUGAUUCUGGACGAGGGGAUAUAAAGAAGUCAAAUACCGAGAACCCCUUUGACGAAAUAGAAAUGACAAUACUUAUGAAAAUAUCUCAAGAACUCCAAACAGACAAUAAUUCCUCUAGUAGUCUAGAUUCUAAUAUUAAACUCUUUAAAACGACAGUAAAUCAAAUAUUGGACAAUUUUUACAGUAAUAUGCAAGACUUCGAAGUUUAUAGGAAAAAGUUUAAUGAAAUACUGGAGAAGAACAAAGGGGAUUCAGUUGUUGAGAUGGAAGACUUUAUUAAAGAAAUGAUACAACAUAUAGGUUCGUCAGAAUCGUCUGUCUCUGGCAGCAAAUUCACUGAAGGAAAAGAUGUUGACGAGAAUUCAUUUAUUUGCCAAACAAAUGCCGAUUUAAAUAAAGAGAGGCUACCGAAUAGUCUAAAUUCUACUAUUGAAGCUUUUAGAAAUGAAAAUUAUUUGACUGAUUCAACAUUUGGUCAAAAUAGUUCGAAAUUUAGUACUGGUGACAAAAAGGAGCAUUUUUUAAACAUUUUUCUUGAGAACGGUACUCGUUAUGUUGAGAUAAAAAUGAAUGAUCGAAGUAUUUUUUCUGAAAUAAAUAUAAGGGGUCAAUGUCUAGAGAGAAUAAAAGAACCGUUAGCCUCAGCCGAAAAUUUAAAGAAAUUAGAAGCGAAAAAGUUAGAAUUGGAAAAUCACGCGAAAGAACAAGAACGAAGUAUAAAGUAUAGAGAAAUUCCAGUAAAAAAUUCAAACGGUAAGAAUAAUAUACACCUAGAUGAGAAUUUUCGCAAAGGUGACAAAGACGGCUGUCAAAAAUUUUUUAUAUUCAGAUUUUGUAACUACAUUUGCCGAAAAAUUCGUAAAAAUGCAUUCGGAUAA
Melitaea cinxia (Glanville fritillary) is the source of this 978-nucleotide messenger RNA. RefSeq lists its product as uncharacterized. The transcript has a single exon. Lineage: Eukaryota; Metazoa; Arthropoda; Insecta; Lepidoptera; Nymphalidae. Bases 1 to 978 code for a protein of 325 amino acids. The record is from RefSeq and is a predicted model, not a curated record.